Cornus florida is the source of this 2369-nucleotide messenger RNA. RefSeq names its product nodulation receptor kinase. NCBI's taxonomy places the organism in Eukaryota, Viridiplantae, Streptophyta, Magnoliopsida, Cornales, Cornaceae. The record is from RefSeq and is a predicted model, not a curated record. Bases 1003 to 2145 code for a protein of 380 amino acids. Gene Ontology annotation, biological process: protein phosphorylation. Gene Ontology annotation, molecular function: ATP binding; protein kinase activity. The transcript has 9 exons.
AUAUGUGUUGUUAUUGUUGUUGGUGUUUCUAUGACUAUCAAUCUAUCUAUCUUUUGUGUAUGUGUGUGUGGGUGUGUGAAUCUGUUACAACCAAGAUGCUUCGGACAGGACACAGCAAGCAAAAAAAAAACACUCCCAAGUUGCAGUAGCAGACAACCCAUUACACUGCUUUACAACGCGGGCGCACACACACAAAUAAGGAAAAUAAAUACUCCGUAAGAAAAUAAAUAAAUUAAAUAUCUCCCUCUCUAAAUUUUAUUCUAUCUUCAAGACCACGUCUGUCCUCGUUAAUUCCUUCAUCCUUCUCUUCUCUUCUUGAAUCUUCUCUUGCUUCGUUUUGAACUCUUUUUGUUGGGUUUUCUCUCUGAGACAUCAAAAAAUAAUAGGGGUUUAUUAUUAUUAUUAUUAUUAUUUAUUAUUUUUGCAUUUUGAUUUGUAAAUUGGUUUUGUAUUACUAUUAUUAUUAUUUUGAGUAUAAACCCCCUGAUUGUGCGUCGGUGCAAGGUCACUUUCCGUCGGCAUUGUUCGUGUUAAAAAAUAAUGCGAAGAAGGCGUUGGUUCUAAUUUCGAUCUCAAUUAAACUAUCCCCAGAAGUGCACAACAGCAACAACUACUACUGGCUCUAACGAUUGAUGAUUGAUUACCUCAAGUGAAGUGAAGGGAUUGCUUUGGACUGUUUAAGGGCUGAAAGACCAUUGAUUUCUUGAUUUGCAAGAACAAACUCCGUAUUGUCAGAAUGAUGGUGAAUUUUGAUCUGGGUAUUAGCUUUAUUCCCACACUUAUUCAAGUUGUUACCAGCAAAUGAAGCUGGGACUUUUAGUAGGAAUCUGGCUACGCUGCUGUAUCUGUGUCAUUACAGGUUUGGUGUUCAAGAUUAUAUCAGUACAUGAUCUUUGCGGCUUUCCUUCUAUCCACAUUGAGCUUUCAAGCCAAAUUGGUUCAAUGCUUGAUAAUUCAAAUUUUAAAACUACUACCGCGUAGCUCAAGUGGCUCCCAUACCAAAUGUCAAGGACUCUUGCAGCGAUACUGGGAGGUGCUGCAGGAGCCGUGGCAUUGGUGGGGAUUAUAAUUAUAAUUAUAUGGUUCUGCCUGUCUCAUAAUAGGAGUGUUUCACGUACUUCUGAGACAGGUUCCUCCGAUCCAUCCAUUCAAGUUGGAAGACCUGUUGGUGUUGAAUUGACCUUUAGAGAAGCAAGACGUUUCGAGAUGGAAGAACUGUCGUUGGCUACACAAAAUUUUAGUGAUAAAAGUUUGAUUGGGGAAGGAAAAUUUGGAGAGGUAUUUAAGGGUUUGCUUCAUGAUGGAGUUCUUGUAGCCAUAAAAAGGCGAGCUGGUGCUCCUAGUCAGGAAUUUAUUGAAGAGGUGCGAUAUCUCUCAUCUAUUCAGCAUCGGAAUCUCGUGACACUUUUAGGUUACUGCCAAGAAAAUAAUCAGCAAAUUCUAGUCUAUGAAUAUAUACCUAAUGGAAGUGUUUCUAUUCACUUAUAUGGUGCUGGUCAGGUUUCAAGGGAGAAGCUAGAAUUCAAGCACAGACUUCCAAUAGCUCUAGGGGCAGCUAAAGGCUUGGCUCAUCUCCACUCCCUUAGUCCCCGUUUGGUACAUAAGGAUUUCAAGACAGCAAAUGUUCUUGUAGAUGAAACUUUCAUAGCCAAGGUUGCUGAUGCUGGACUAAGGAAUUUUCUUGGAAGAGUUGAUGUUGCAGGCCCAUCUUCUCAAAUGGCUGCCGAUGAGCUAUUUCUUGCCCCCGAGGUGAGAGAAUUCAGACGAUUUUCUGAAAAAAGUGAUGUAUACAGUUUCGGGGUAUUCCUUCUGGAGUUGGUAAGCGGACGGGAAGCAAUGGAAUUGCUAUCUUUGGAUGCGAAUCAAAACCUGGUUGAAUGGGUGCAAAAUUAUCAAGAUUCUGGCAAGAUAUCUACCAUCAUAGAUCAAAGGCUUGGGAAUAGCUUCACAGCAGAAGGCAUGGAAGAGUUCAUACAGUUGAUGGUCCGUUGUGUGGACCCUUCCAGUGAAAGGCGACCUGCCAUGAGCUAUGUGGUAAUGGAACUGGAUCGGAUACUUGAGAAAGAGAUGAGUUUGACGACAAUCAUGGGGGAAGGAACCCCAGUUGUGAUCCUUGGGAGCCAUCUCUUUAGGGCAUCAAAAUAAAAUGAUCCAAGGGUUUAGCUUGUUUGCCUUCAAAUUGUUGAGUGUGUUGCUUGUGAAAUAGUACUUUUUUGGAAAUACCAGAGAAGAAUAGAUCCAGCUGUUUGAUAAGUGUAUAAAGAACAGCUGUAGUAUUUUUUUGAUUUUUUUCCCUUCAUAAAUGUACGAGAAAUCUUGUUGUAAACCAUUAUUUGUGUCAAUAUAACUGUGAUGGUUGAGGUUUGUGA